AUGAACUCGUCAGCAUUCAUCGUUACGUUGAUAGGAACAAUCGCUUCCGUGUUCGUUGUGUUAUUGAAUGCAUUCUUAUUGUUCAGUACAAGAAAGAAAAAACAUGAUAUUCCGCUAUUCUAUUUCCGGUUUUAUAUUGAUGUAUUCUUUGGAUUAUCCUAUUUCUUGUACUCAUUCUUUAUUCUUGGAUUUGCUCUCUACGAAAAUGCCUUUUUCAUCAGUAACUCCGCUCUUUUCUGGCUGGGACUUCCAUUCUCAAACGCAAGUGCUGCAAGGACAUUUCUGAUUCUUCUUGUUGUAUUGGAUCGAUUACUGAUUGUUUCUGUUCCUAAUAUCGUAACUCCAUUUCAGGCGACUUCCGUUCCUAUCAAAUAUCAUAACAUUCGGCCCUCUGUCCCAAAUUUCUUCAUUCUCAUCCUUCCCAUUUUAUUCACCGGCGUUGAGGACUUUGUAAUUUUUGUCAUCUGUGGAAUGAACUCCCAUUCAAUUCCGGAUACAUGUGUUGCUUUUCCAUGCACACUGAAUUCGUGUGGCUACUCGUGGUGGACAUCUUAUAAGUCUGUCAUUUUUCCAAUCAUCAUUGUCUUCACUGUUAUUUUGUGCGUAAAACUGAUCAUCUUCUCUAAACGAUUGAAGAAUUCGGUUGCAGCAACAAGGGCUAAUCGACUAGCCCUAAUUGAUGCUUUUGUCAUCUUCAUUUUUGAUUGUAUUCCUUCAUUUCUUGCAAAUCAGUUCCCAAAUUCUCCACUAGUUGAAUACACUUCAACAGGCCCUGUCACUGCAAUGCUCAAACAAGUUGGACGAACCAUUGAAUCGAUUAUUUUCGUGGAGUUACUCGUAAGAAGAAGUUCAAAAGUAGAGGAUAGUAAGAAGAAAUCAAGUCAACCUGUUUUUACGCUAGCGAAACAUUAA
Molecule: messenger RNA, 912 nt
Organism: Caenorhabditis remanei
Lineage: Eukaryota; Metazoa; Nematoda; Chromadorea; Rhabditida; Rhabditidae
Exons: 4
Coding region: 1-912 (303 amino acids)
Source: RefSeq, a predicted model, not a curated record